Bactrocera neohumeralis is the source of this 3980-nucleotide messenger RNA. RefSeq lists its product as uncharacterized. NCBI's taxonomy places the organism in Eukaryota, Metazoa, Arthropoda, Insecta, Diptera, Tephritidae. Bases 1020 to 3980 code for a protein of 986 amino acids. The record is from RefSeq and is a predicted model, not a curated record. The transcript has 13 exons.
CACUCAGUAUGUGCUUGUACAUGAGCGUGCCGCGUUGGAUUAGCCUGGAACGUUUCGCCGGUGCGGUCUAUGACAGUGCCUCGCAUCUCAUUGAAGUGUCGGUGGUGUUAUUUCUACUCAGCUGUCAUAGCGAUAAGUCAGCCCCGGCAACACGUGGCAAGAGUGUUGAUGCACUGACAGCAACCGCCACUGCCAGCGCCACUCGUGCUGUUACUAGUGCCUCCGCUGAAGCUGCCAUCGUUGGCGGCGAUUCGACGUCGUCGGUUGUGCUCUGCGCGGGUGAAAUUGCCGACAAGUUGACGGCAACAAAAGUGUCAGCACCCACAAUUAGCCACACAGUUGUGCUAGAGCAACCGCGAGUGUAGUGUUGGAGCAGCUCUGGGUGGUGUCUGUUCAAGUCUCGUGGAUAUGUUCGUGAACACUUAAUGUGAAGUUAAACGGAAUGGCAAAAUAAAGAAAAAAAAUAAGUUGUGUGUCGAGAAUUUAGAAGCUCUUAGGCAAGGAAUAUAGUGUGAAAGUGGUAAAUAACGAAUAUUGCUCGAGCGCAGUGAAUUUUGAAUAUCAGAAAUAUUUGCAAAAUAUUUAUUAAAUACUAAAAAUGCAACUAAUGUGAAAAUAUAAAAAAUAUUUAAUAAAACCAAAAUUAAUAAUUAAGAAAGAGGAAGUGUGAGUGAGUAAUAGUGAUAAAUAGUAGUGUAGUAUAUUUUUUAUAAAGCCAGCAAACAAAAAAAAAUAAUAAUAAAAUAAAUUAAAUAAUAAGUGUAACCUGUGUGAUAAAAUUUUCUAAGCUGUUUAUAGGAUUAAUUGACAGCUGUGAGUUUAUUUACCGUUGCAAAACUUCUUUCACCGAUCGCUUCACAAAAGCAAAUCAAAACGAGACUGAAAAAGUGCCACAAAGUUAAACUGCGGCAACAAUACACCUUCUAAAGCCAAGCCAAGCCAUAAAACAACAACAUAAACAUUACAAUAAAAAUUGAACGAAUUGUAUCGAAACUGGAAAAGGAAUUUAGUUCGCGAAAAUGUUUCUGGCAAUAAAUCAAAUGAAUGGGCAGGCGUCCAAAAGGCGCAAAAAGGAGAACAAAAAGCGCGCGGCGGCAGCUGUUGUUACCAAAGUUGCUGACGACGGGGCAGAUACUAUACACGGUGGCGGUCUAACAAUGCCGGAAGGUGGAACACAGGCGGAGGCAGAGAUGAAAGCAGAGACGACAAUACCCACAACACAACCGUCAGUUGAUGCAACAGCAUCGGCGGCUAGCUCGACGUCCAGUUCGACGGCCAAUCUCAUUGAUGAUAUGUUGCUCGAUUUUGUAGUCGACAGCACGACCAUAACAGCCGCUGCGAAAACCAAAAUUGCAACAAAGUCAGUGGCAGAGGAAUCGCAAUCGACGGCGAAAUGUAAAAAAUGCCAACACGCGCUUUCAAAUGGUGAAUGCCGUCAGAAACAUUCGAAGGCCUCUGCGUUUUCAACGUCCCACUAUGGCUGUCGCUGUGAAUGCGAUUCUGCGAAUAAAAGUUUAUGGAGCUCUGCAUCGACGGCCGCGUCUACGUUCACACCCAAGUUUAACCCGCCCACGCCUUCAAUGCCAAAUGCGACGUCACCUACGUCAUUGUAUGCGGUGUAUAUGUGCCUAGGUACCCUCGCUCUGGCCGUGGCCACUCUGUCAGUACUCUUCUACUCGCAUGUGCACUCCGUCGCCAGCAACAAAAGCGCGAGAAUCAAUAGCAAAAUGCCGAUGGCGAUGACGCCGACAGAUGCGCAUUUAAAUUUGGCUGUAUUCCGGGAGCAAUUUCAACGAGAAUUGCUGGCAUCGGAGCAUGUGCUGCGCGGCAUAGUGUCGCAAGUACUGGACCAGCGGGAGAGCAAACGAAAGGAGCAGCCAACAAGCGGCCACAAUGUCGUGUUUGGUUCAGCUGAGCCGAUCCAUAGCUACCAGCAACGCACGAUUCGAGCGACGGCAGAAGAAAAGACAGCAACGAUGCUGGCUGACGAUGGAACGCUGGUGAGAAAUGAGCGCAAAUAUGUUGGACCUGUCAGACACGUUGCAGACACCCCAACAACCGCGAAUGCCGCAGAAACCGCGGCGGUGCAGGGCAGUGCGAGUCGUGUGGCAAGAAGAGCACGUCGUGAUAUUACAUCGUCGCCGGCUGCUAUGCAAUCUGAUCCCUUCAUCGAAUUUUUCAACCCGGAUCACCGCAAAGUGCUGGAAGAGCAGGAUAAGGAAAUACGCAAACGUACAGGACUGAAAGGAGCUGCGCCCGGCGGUGACGAGUGGAUUUACUUAAAUACCUACUGCCGAGUGCCGGAAAAAAUCAUAACUGGUUUCUGCAAGGGCACCCAAGAGUAUUGUCCGCCUGCGCCUCAAGGUCCUCCGGGUCCAGUAGGUCCCAAAGGUACAACAGGACCACCAGGAUUGCCCGGAAUUCCUGGACCGAAGGGCAAUCGCGGUGAUGUUGGUCUACCAGGGCCGAGGGGAGUCGAUGGUGCUAAUGGCCCGAUCGGGCCGCGUGGACCUAAAGGUGAUAUUGGCAUACCCGGUCGUGCUGGUCUCGACGGACGUGAUGGUGUGCCAGGUGAGCCUGGUUUAGAUGGUGUACCUGGACGUGCUGGUGCCGACGGCAUACCUGGCAAAGAUGGCCUACCCGGCUUGGAUGGACGAGAUGGUCUAAAUGGCAAGGACGGCAAAGAUGGUGCACCCGGACCGAAGGGAGCUCAGGGACCACAAGGAGAGAGAGGAUUGAAAGGUAUUGCUGGACCCCGUGGUCGGCCAGGAAAAUCCGGAAAGGAUGGAACGCCAGGAAUACCAGGAAUUAACGCUUGGAAAGUACAGUUAUUAAAUGGCAGUUUCUCCAAUGACUUACUCAUUCCACCAUCAAUUGCGGACUUGAAUACGCCGCACAUAGAACGCUUUGUAAUCGUCGAGGAGGGCAAGACUUUGAAUCUGAGCUGCGCCGCCAGCGGCAAUCCGAUGCCGCAUGUUGAGUGGCGACGCGAUGACGGACGCACAAUUAACAUUAACGGCAUCGAAAUGUCGUCGGUUAGCGGGCCUUACUUGAAAUUCACGAACAUUACUCGACAUCAAAUGGCUGCCUACACGUGCUAUGCAGAUAACGGUCUGGUGCCAGUCGCGAAUGCCACCUUCCUCAUUCAGGUUCACUUUUCGCCAAUGAUUGAAUUUAGUUCGCAAAUGUUUCUGGCAAUAAAUCAAAGGAAUGGUCAGGCGGCCAAAAGGCGCAAACAGGAGAACAAAAGACGCGUGGCGGCAGCAGUUGUUACCAAAAUUGUUGACGACGAGGCAGAGAAUAUACACGGUAGCGUUCUAACAAUGCUAGAAGGUGGAACUCAGGCGGAAGCAGAGAUGAAAACAGAUGCAACAGCAUCGGCGGCCAGCUCGACGUCCAUUUCAACGCCAAAUGCGACGCCACCUACUUCAAUGUAUGCGGUGUAUAUGUGCCUAGGUACCCUCGCUCUGGCCGUGGCCACACUGUCGGUGCUCUUCUACUCGCAUGUGCACUCCGUUGCCAGCAACAAAAGCGCGAGAAUCAAUAGCAAAAUGCGCUUGUUCGCUUCGAAGCACGUGCUGCGUGGUAUAGUGUUGAGAGUACUGGACCAGCGGGAGGGCAAACAAAAAGAGCAGGCAACAAGCGGACACAAUGUCAUGUUUGGUGGAGCUGAGCUGAUCCAUAGCCACCAGCAACGUAAACUGUAUAACUUUGCAUCGCCAAUAAGUCUUCGUGGCAUCGAAAUCAUCCGCUCAGCAAUACUGAGCCCGGCGGUGACGAGUGGACCGAAAGGUAAUUUUGGCAUACCCGGUCGUGCUGGUCUCGACGGACGUGAUGGUGUGGCAGGUGAGCUUUGCGUAGGUGGUGUACCUGGACGUGCUGGUGCCAUCGGCAUACCUGACAAAGAUGGUCUACUCGGCGUGGAUGGGCGAGGUGGUCGAAAUGGCAAGGACGGCAAAGAAGGUGCAUCUGCACCGUAG